Messenger RNA from Setaria italica (foxtail millet), 1619 nucleotides. RefSeq names its product transcription repressor OFP8. The record is from RefSeq and is a predicted model, not a curated record. The transcript has a single exon. Lineage: Eukaryota; Viridiplantae; Streptophyta; Magnoliopsida; Poales; Poaceae. The coding region runs from base 37 to 990 and encodes 317 amino acids. Gene Ontology annotation, biological process: negative regulation of DNA-templated transcription.
UCUUGCCUUAUCGCCAUCGCACACUUGCAUAGUUGCAUGCAAGGCAGGCAGCAGCCACAUUUCAAGUUGCAGCUCCACCUCCACGCACACACACACACCGUGCAAGCAACUACUCCAAGAGUACCAGGCCCAACAGCAGCUACACAGCUAGAGCACACACACCAUCCGCUCCCAGCGUUUACCGGCCGGCCGGCGAUGUCAACCAGGGCGCGCGGAGGAGGCGGUGGCGGCGGGAGGCAGUUCCCGGUGGGGCGGCGCCGGUACGUGCCGGUGGUGGACGCCGGGUGCGGGUGCCGCCCGCGCCGGCCGAGGCUGCUCAGCCUGCCGUCCUUCCUCAAGCCGUGCCAGCUGGGAGGUAACAAUAAUAACAAGGCGGCGGCGCGGAGGGGCGGCUCCGGCGGCGAGCAGUACUCGUCGUGCGCGUCCACAUCGACGGCGGCCUCCUUCUCGUCCUCGUCGGCCGCCACGCGCAGCACCGGCUACUCGUCGGCCAACUCCUCCGACUACUACUACCACCACCACCCCUCCUCGCACGUCCUCUACGGAGACGCCGCGGCCGCCGCCAAGCAACAACAGGAGGCGCCGCCGUCUCCGCGCCCCAAGCAGCAGCAGGCGACCAAGGCGGCGCCGGCGCCGGCGGGCAAGAGGCAGCUGAAGGCGGCUAAGACGAAGAAGAAGAGGUACGAGAAGACGGCGGGGCCGGAGGGGGACGGCGUGGGCGUGGCGGUGGAGAAGGAGUCGUCGGACCCGCGCGCGGACUUCCGCGACAGCAUGGUGCAGAUGGUGGUGGAGAUGGGGCUGUGCGACUGGGACGGCCUCCGCGGCAUGCUCCGCCGCCUCCUCGCCCUCAACGCGCCGCGCCACCACGCCGCCAUCCUCACCGCCUUCGCCGAGGUCUGCACGCAGCUCGCCGGCGCCGCCGCUGCCGCCGCGGCCCCUCCUCCUUCCCACCAGCACUCGCCGCCGGCGUACCACCAGUACCGGCUGUGACCACAGCGUCGACCUCCCUGUAUGCUGCCCCCCUUGAGAUCCUGCUGCUGCUGUAAUGGACCUAGCUGGUGACAGGAUCUCAUCUCCGAGGAAAAGGAUCAGCAGCACAGGCAGCAGCUAGCUGCAAGUACAAAUUAACUGGUUAAUCAAAAAAAAUUAAGCUAAGCACAUAUCGUAAUUAAUAAAGUGGUGUGCUAGAUCAAUCAGACUACCAUGUCGUUUGUUUUGAGUAUGUAGUUGAGUUGAUGCUGCUUUUGGUUUAUUUCCUACCGUAGUUUUUAGUACGUAACUCUAGUCUUUGCACUAGUGCUCCCAAAGUUUACAUUUUUACAGUUAGAAUCUAGUGAGGCUGCUAGCUGUACAUGUGGUUGCUUGUGUUUGUGCAUGGCCUUUGGUUUUGCACGAAGGUCAUCCAUCCAUCCAUCAUAGACCAUUGGUGUGGAAGUGGUAGGAUUAUUCGUCGAGUCUACCGAUCUGUAGCUGUACUGUGUACACGUAUGUGUGUGCGCGUGUGACUUGCUGAAUCUGUACGUGUUCAAAACUGGACCUGGUUUUGAUAUAUGAUGCUAGUCAAUGAGAUUAGCUGCAGUAGCGUUCUACUACUACUAAUUGAUUAUUUUACAUGGCAA